AUGCUUGGCGCAUCAUCCAGCUGGGAUAAAUCGCAUACUACGGCGGACUUGACUGCUUUGAAACUCUGUCCUCAGGUGCAGCCGCUGGAUCUUGGACGACACACUGCUCUGUAUGGAGAGGUGGUGGGAUUAUACGAAGACACCAUGUACAAGGCGUGGGCAUAUGAGAGCCUGUCUCAAGCUAUUCGCAUCCCCACCGUGACAGAAGACGGUAUCGGUCCACCAGGUCAAGAUCGUCGCUGGGAAAGUCGUCUCGAACUGCAUCGAUAUCUAGAAGAACGAUAUCCCUUGAUGCAUUCGAGCCUGAAGAGGACAGUCCUCAAUCAGUUCGCACUUGUGUACGAGUGGCGAGGAGCAGACAGGAGUCUGAAGCCCAUUCUCCUCACUGCCCACCAAGAUACAAUCCCCGUGGAUCCAGAGAGCGAAGAAGAAUGGAUUCAUCAACCGUUCUCUGGAUACGUCGAUGGUGAAUGGAUAUGGGGUCGAGGAGCCGUGGACGGCAAGGCUACGCUGGGCGCGAUUUUCAUCGCAAUAGAAUCGUUGCUGAGCAAGGGAUUCAAACCCGAACGGACUAUAGUCCUCGCUUUCGGAAUGGAUGCCGAGCAAGGAGGGAUCUACGGUGGACCCGCCAUCCGAAACUUCUUGCUCAGCAGGUAUCGUCCAAACGGAUUUUCUUUCGUCCUCGGCGAGGGCGACGGAUUCUCGGAACGCAGCGGUAUCAAAUUCGCCACACCAGGAGUAGCGGAGAAGGGGAAGCUCAAUCUCAACAUGGAGAUCAAGAUGAACUCGUCUCCGAGUAGAAGACGCAAUGCUAUCUCCCUCCUCUCCCUCGUCAUUUCCUCACUCGAAUCCACCACCUUCCCGACGCACCUCCGUGCACCAAGCCCUACAUUCGCCAACCUGCAAUGUCUGACGGCCCAUGACCCCGACUUUCCUGAACAUCUGAAGGAACUCGUCAUGCGUGCCACUUCGUCGGAGAAUGCUGGGCAUCAGGACGACACGCUAAGCGCGCUCGACAAAGCGCUGUUACGGUCUGACGAAUCGAAGUGGGGAGAGUGGCUUGGAAGUACGAAAAACGUUAAUCUCGUCAGUGGUGGUGCGAAAGUUGGUGUUGCGGCGAGAAGAGCUCGGGCGGUCGUCGAGACGGAAGUUGUGGAUUGGAGCUCGGUGUAUGACGUUCAGACAACAUAUAUUGCCCUCCUGUCUCCACUCGCAGCGUACCUCAACCUCUCGUUCUCUGCAUUUGAUCAUACCACCGUCUCUCCUUACCAACUAGACGUGGGCGCCCAAAAUAUUGCCUUCGCUGGGCAUCUCGCUAUCAGUGACUUCAAGUGGUCUGCUACCAAUCCAACGCCUACCAGUCCAACGACAGGAGGCCAGAGCGGUGCUUGGCAGUUCUUAUCUGGGGCUAUUCAGGGCGCUUUGGUGGGAAGUAAUGUAAGUGGUACAGAUGGGCAAAACAUUGUGGUACAGCCGGGAUUGAACCUUCGGACUACUGAGACACAUUGGUAUACCGACCUUAGUCCCUUCAUCUUCCGGUAUGCUCAUCGCUCAGACAAUGACACCUAUAAUGGCACUCCUGAAGGUCUUCAUGAUGACGUCAAUGAAGCUAUACGCGCGGAAAGCUUCCUCGAGAUGUCAACGUUUUUCGUCAGGUUGAUAUUGGGAGCGGACGACACCGAGUUGUUGGGUAGACGGUGA
Stereum hirsutum FP-91666 SS1 is the source of this 1701-nucleotide messenger RNA. RefSeq names its product carboxypeptidase S. Gene Ontology annotation, cellular component: fungal-type vacuole lumen. The record is from RefSeq and is a predicted model, not a curated record. Gene Ontology annotation, molecular function: metallocarboxypeptidase activity. NCBI's taxonomy places the organism in Eukaryota, Fungi, Basidiomycota, Agaricomycetes, Russulales, Stereaceae. Bases 1 to 1701 code for a protein of 566 amino acids. The transcript has 13 exons.